UAACUAUCUCAGACUUAAAUCCUUAACACUAAAAAUAUAGUAAAAUUUUCAACUAUGCAUUGGUCAAAUAAGAGAUUUAGAGAAGAGGGAACGACUUCGAAUUCCCUCAAAAAUAACAAUCAAUUUCAUCAGCAGCAACCAAGGCUUAGUGGAGAUGAAGAAUACUCUGUUAUGGUGGCAACUCUGAAAAAUGUCAUCAAUGGUAAUAUUCCAAUGGAGAACAAUCAAGAAUUCAAUUUCUUUUCGCCUUAUCAAUAUUCUACUGCCACCACGACCGUUACUUCCUCAUCUUCACCUUCUACUAGCAUGUCUACGAGUUUCGAACAAGUUUUGAGUGUCCCUGCAGAACAAGAACCUUGUCAAUUUUGCAGAAUUCAAGGUUGUUUAGGCUGCGACAUAUUUGGAACCACAUUUUCUUCUUCUUCUUCUUCUGCUCCUGUUGCUGCUCCUGUUGUUGAUAAUAAUAAGAAGAAGAGUAGUGCUACAACAAUCACGAUCGCGAAGAAAAAGAAGAAGAAUUACAGGGGAGUGAGACAGAGGCCAUGGGGAAAAUGGGCAGCAGAAAUUCGAGACCCUCGAAAAGCUGCGCGUGUUUGGCUGGGAACUUUCAGUACUGCAGAAGAUGCAGCUAGAGCUUAUGACAAAGCGGCCAUUGAAUUCAGAGGUCCACGAGCUAAAUUGAAUUUUUCAUUUGCGGAUUAUACUGUUGACACUCAAGAACAACAGAGCACUUUAUCUUCUUCACCUCAACAAUUACCAGAAGAGCCUCAGCAAUUGCAGACAGGGAAUAAUAAUAAUAAUUCUGAUUUUGGAAAUGAAAUUUGGGAUCAAUUGAUGGGUGACAAUGAAAUUCAAGAUUGGUUGACUAUGAUGAAUUUCAAUGGAGACUCUUCUGAUUCUACUGGCGGGAACGCUCACAGCCUUUAAGUUUCGGUUAGUGAAAAGACAAAAUCCAAUGCACUAAGCUCGAAUUGCCCUGAAAUUCAGAAAAAAUAAAAGAAAUUAAGUUUCAGUUACUCGAAUUGAAAAAAAAAAAGAAUUAAAAAUAAAUAAAUAAGAAGUUAUAGUAUAUUAAUGUGCUUUGCCCUGUUGUAUUUUUUUAAUCAAAUCUGGGCUCUGGAGAAAAAAUUAGUUGCAAGUUUCUAUUUAUUUUCGGGUUGUGCAGUAUGUUGUUCGGCAUAAAUCAUUAUAAUCGAAUGAAAUGUAAAAAUUAUAAGGUAUUAAUGUGAGUGAACUUUUAUUUUUGUAA
Messenger RNA from Solanum dulcamara, 1249 nucleotides. RefSeq names its product ethylene-responsive transcription factor ERF109-like. The transcript has a single exon. Bases 55 to 927 code for a protein of 290 amino acids. Gene Ontology annotation, biological process: ethylene-activated signaling pathway; regulation of DNA-templated transcription. Lineage: Eukaryota; Viridiplantae; Streptophyta; Magnoliopsida; Solanales; Solanaceae. The record is from RefSeq and is a predicted model, not a curated record. Gene Ontology annotation, molecular function: DNA binding; DNA-binding transcription factor activity.